AUGGGCGGUCGCAGCUUUAGACCCGCUGCAGUGUGGGGCUGGAAGGAAUCUCACAAAGCCCAGCCCUUCUCCCCGGAGCUAGACCGUGUAACCCCUCGACUGUCCCUGACGGGCAGGCGCUGCAGUGUGGGGCUGGAAGGAAUCUCACAAAGCCCAGCCCUUCUCCCCGGAGCUAGACCGUGUAACCCCUCGACUGUCCCUGACGGGCAGAUUACUAUUGUUGCCCAUAUAACUGCCACAAAAAUGCCAAAUCUUCAUCGACAUGAAGAAGAGAAGUUCUUUGUAAAUGCUGAAGGGAAGAAGGAAUCUAUACCAAGCAUACAUGACCCCCCUACAAAGGAGCUUUCUGUUGUUGUGCCUUCAUACAAUGAGGAAGACAGGUUGCCUGUGAUGAUGGAUGAAGCUUUAGACUAUCUUGAAAAAAGACAGAAAAAAGAUCCUGCUUUCACUUAUGAAGUAAUAGUUGUUGAUGAUGGCAGUAAAGAUCAGACCACAAAGGUUGCAAUGAAAUACUGCAGGAAAUAUGGAAGUGACAAAGUACGAGUCCUAACAUUGGUAAAAAAUCGGGGAAAAGGUGGAGCUGUCAGAAUGGGUGUAUUCAGCUCUCGAGGAAAAAAAAUUCUCAUGGCAGAUGCAGAUGGAGCCACAAAGUUUGCAGAUAUUGAAAAAGUAGAAGAGGGUCUCAGAAAUCUCCAGCCUUGGCCAGACCAGAUGGCUAUUGCUUGUGGCUCUCGAGCUCAUUUGGAACAAGACUCAAUAGCACAGCGUUCUUACUUCCGAACUCUUCUCAUGUAUGGGUUCCACUUCCUAGUAUGGUUCCUCUGUGUCAAGGAAAUCAGGGAUACACAAUGUGGAUUUAAACUGUUAACCAGAGAAGCUGCCUCACGGACUUUUUCAGCUCUUCAUAUAGAACGCUGGGCAUUUGAUGUGGAACUUCUUUACAUAGCUCAGUGCUUGAAGAUACCAAUAGCAGAGGUUGCUGUCAACUGGACUGAAAUUGAUGGUUCGAAGCUGGUUCCCUUCUGGAGCUGGCUGCAGAUGGGCAGGGAUCUUCUUUUUUUACGAUUGCGAUACUUGACUGGUGCCUGGCGUCUUGAAACAAGCAAGUCUAAUUAGGUUAUUUACAUUCCCCAAAUGCAUUAUUACACAUAAUAGAGCUGGAGAACUAUUUCAGCGAAGUAAAAUUUUGAAGAAAACUGAGGUAACUCUUCAUUACUGCUAUGUCCUGCAUUUUUUGCAAUAAUUUGUAUUUUAUACAAUUGCUAAGAGUCAGAUGUUUCUAUAAUCUGAAAGAAAAAGCAUCUUUAAAAGUCAUACAUUUGAUCCCAUUUUUUUUCUUAUGUUCUGUAGCAGCUUUACAGGAUCUUGCAUAAAUUCACCCAGAUUAAAUAACCAUCUGCUUUUGUCUCAUUGUGCACUUGAAAUUCCCGUUAAUGCACAAUAAAAGGAGACCAUAUUCCAUGAAGGGAAUUGUGACUGACCAAAGCCCUUUUUGUUUCUGUAGUAUCUGAACACAUGAAUAUGUUGUGAUAUGGAACUGGUAAUAAUGGCAUUAAAAUACUUACAUGUAUUUAGGCUUUUAUUUUAAAUCUUUAAAUAGUAUGACUGGUAUUAAAGGAUUUUACUGUAUUAUAAAACUUAUGUGCACAAAGCUGUUUCCUGACAACUCUUUCAGUAAAAUCAUGACAUUCCAAUUAUCUGUCUUGACCUGCAGUUUAUAGCACUUAAGUCUCAGAUCUUAUGUCAUGUUCAAUCCCCAUGGACCAUAACAUUUGCAAAAGAAAGUACUUUCAAUUUUAAAAUGCUGCCUUAUACAAUUACAUACAGUCUGUCCAUUCGGGUGAAUACUAUGUGUUAGAUGAGGAGCUGCAAGGACUGCAGUAGAGAGGUGAAGGGGAAAGUAGCUUGGAGAUGGACGGGAGGGAGGGCCAUCGCGUGUGUUAAGUAACUGUGAAGCUCAUGAGUUUUCAUCUUUUUUGGGUGGGCUUUCUAAAGUAUCUCAACCUUAUCAUGAAGCAUAACUUUAAAAUAGUGCUAUCAAAAGUAUUCAUUGGGGAUUUCCACACAAGUAAACCAGUUUCCUGAAGCUACCAUAAAGGUAAUACAUUUAUCUGCUAUGAGAAGAAGUUGUUCCCAUGAGCUUGUUUAAAUCGGGACUGAUUGUAUCUUCAAAUUAUUUUAAGUUGGAAUCUCUGCUCUCCUCUUACAAUUUGUUACACAUUUCUAGCGUUCAGUUCCUGUUAGUUACCUCAGUUUUCUGUAGGAUGAAGAAAUACUGAAAUAAAUUGUCAAUAAACAUGUUCAGUUUUA
Messenger RNA from Pelodiscus sinensis (Chinese soft-shelled turtle), 2310 nucleotides. The record is from RefSeq and is a predicted model, not a curated record. NCBI's taxonomy places the organism in Eukaryota, Metazoa, Chordata, Testudines, Trionychidae.